AUGGUAGCCCGAUCAAUCAUGUCCGGCUCGAGCUUGCGGCCGACGCUAUCCAAGUCGUGCGCUCGGGUACUGGCAGGACGUCUACCGAGCCAGGCAAGAUGGCUGUCCGGCCCAUACGGAUAUACGCAAGCAAAAGCCCUCGUCUUCUCUGAAUACGGAGAGCCGAACGAUGUCCUCCGAAUCCACAGGUUUUCCAUCUCCCCCUCCAUCCCCUCCACCUCCGUCCUCGUCCGCGCCCUCGCCGCCCCCAUAAACCCCGCCGACAUCAACACCAUCCAAGGCACCUACGGCGCCAAGCCCACCUUCACCUCCGAGCUGGGCACCCAACCUCCCGCUGCCGUCCCCGGCAAUGAAGGCGUCUUCGAAGUCGUCUCCACCGGCUCGAGUUCCACAGGUCUCGAAAAGGGUGACUGGGUGCUCCCCGCGUCAUCUGGCUUCGGCACUUGGAGGACCCAUGCGCUCGUCGAGGCUGACACGCUUCUCAAGAUUAACAAGGAGGGACUCACACCUACGCAGGCGGCGCAGGUGAGCGUGAACCCUUGCACGGCGUACCGACUCCUUCGAUCUUUCGGGCCCGUCGCGGGGGUGAAGGAGGGUUUGCCCAUGAACCAUCUCGAGCCCGGAAGUGGUGCUUGGUUCAUCCAGAACGGCGCCAACUCUGGCGUCGGACGAGCUGCUAUUCAGCUCGGUCGGAUCUGGGGGCUGAGGAGCAUCAACGUCAUCCGCGACCGCGAGAUCCCCGAGGAGACGGAGGCGCUGCGCAAGGAGCUCAAGGACCUCGGUGCCGAUGUUGUCGUCACCGAGUCCGAGUUCCUCACGCGCGACUGGAGGGAGCGGUUGCAGGAGAUUACGAACCACGGACGCGACCCUGUACAUCUCGGUCUUAACUGCGUGGGCGGAAAAUCGGCGACGAGCAUCGCGCGCUCGCUGUCCGAAGGAGGUGCCAUGGUCACCUAUGGAGGAAUGGCGAAGCAGCCCGUCAUGCUGCCUACGGCGGCGCUCAUUUUCAAGGAUAUUCGGUUCCUUGGUUUCUGGCUUACAAGGUGGAAUAAGAAGGAUCCUGCGGGAAGGAAGUACUCGAUCGAGUAUCUGCUUGAUUUGAUGCGGGAGGGCAAGUUCCAUGAUGCGCCUGUUGAGGAGGUCAAGUGGAACUGGGAGACGGAGGAGGAAGUUUUGAGAGAGGCGGCUCAGAAGGGUCUGGAGGGGUUUAGGGGGAAGAAGGGUCUCUUCUUGUUUGGAGAAACAUAA
Messenger RNA from Scedosporium apiospermum, 1248 nucleotides. RefSeq names its product Enoyl-[acyl-carrier-protein] reductase [NADPH, B-specific] 1, mitochondrial. The coding region runs from base 1 to 1248 and encodes 415 amino acids. Gene Ontology annotation, biological process: fatty acid metabolic process. NCBI's taxonomy places the organism in Eukaryota, Fungi, Ascomycota, Sordariomycetes, Microascales, Microascaceae. Gene Ontology annotation, molecular function: trans-2-enoyl-CoA reductase (NADPH) activity. The transcript has 2 exons. Gene Ontology annotation, cellular component: mitochondrion. The record is from RefSeq and is a predicted model, not a curated record.